AUGAAGGAGUAUUGCAACGUAGUAACAAUUCGUAAUGCUCAAGGUUUGGUACUUUUACGACAACUGAGAAAUCGUGUGACGCGUCUGCAUAACCUAUUGUUUCACUCUGCACCGCCUUCAAGGGAGACAUGGCACGCGUAUUUUCGUCAAGUUGACCGAGUGGACAAAGAUCUUCGCGACUGCUUCGACAAUCUCGAGAGUCAUGCGAAAGGAUUGCCAAACCAGUUGCCUCAAAUCGAACCUUUGAACCGCCUUCGUGCUGUCUUCCAGGAAGAACAGCUUGAUGUUCAAGUCGUAGAAACUGUGGAAUCCAUGAUUGAUUGUGAGAAUUGGAAUGAAGGGAACUAUGUAAGCUCUCCAUGCCGUUUCAUCGACUCAAACUUUCAUAUGAUAGUGAGUGUUCAGCAAACCUACAUGUACUUGGGUGAAUUUCUUCGACUUCAACGGCGUCGCCCUUCAUGUGUAGUUCCAAGGCCGUUAUCGUGUUCACAUUGGGCUACUGGCAUGUCACCCCACGCUCAAUUCGAAACAGCUUUUGCCCAGUUCCAAAAGGAGUUGUUAAAGAAUAAGACGGGUAUCUUUCCAACCUUUCUCGAGCGUACUGCUGUAGGAAGUAUAGUCGAGUUACGAUACGGCGUUUUGUUUGAGAAGCAGAUCGUCUUCACCCAAAAGUUGUUAAUGGUGGAAAACGCGGGAGUCAUCGAACAAAUUCUUUUUGUGGCUCCUCACGAAGAGUGGACAUUCUAUACGGAUCUCGGAGAGAAAAGGGUAGACUUGGCCCAGCCUUCACAGUAUAUUGUUUAUCAAAAGUUGACUACCCAAGCGAACAUUCAUCUUAUGCAAACGAUUAACACACAGGAAAUACGCUGGACUCCACAGACGUUACAUCAGUUGAGCAGUGCGUUCGGUAAACUGCAACAAGUGUUCGAUACAACUUGUCGGAACUGCAAAAAAGUGAUGAAAGACUUCCUUCCACCGCUCAUCUUCGAUUUUCGCAAUUUGAAAAACGCUCUACAUGAGACGUGUCGUUAA
Molecule: messenger RNA, 1032 nt
Organism: Cooperia oncophora
Lineage: Eukaryota; Metazoa; Nematoda; Chromadorea; Rhabditida; Trichostrongylidae
Source: the annotation of a GenBank genome assembly